Molecule: messenger RNA, 1072 nt
Organism: Fusarium oxysporum Fo47
Lineage: Eukaryota; Fungi; Ascomycota; Sordariomycetes; Hypocreales; Nectriaceae
Exons: 2
Coding region: 120-905 (261 amino acids)
Source: RefSeq, a predicted model, not a curated record
CUGAAAAAAAAGUAGUACAGUAAAAAGCCAUCGCCUUGAGACUUAUAGAAAUUCUCAUUCACACCUUACUGUGUCUGUCCCUGCCAGUUUACAGCCAGUCGCUCUUUUUCGGUAUAGAAAUGGCUCUCUGCAAAGUUUGUGAAGAGACCUUGGUGCUGCGUCUUGAUCCUGAGGAGGAUGUAGAUGACGAAGCUGGCGCUGCAGGCCCCAGCACUUCAGAUUCAUCAGUGCCCGAUGAUCUUGAGCUCCCCUGUGGUUGUCACUUUCAUUGGCAAUGCUUGCUUGACCAGUCUUCAGAUGUAGCCCUGUCCCUCAAGUGUCCCAGCUGCACCGCAUACCUUCCUGUCAAUGAAGGGGGCCCUUCGGUGACAAACACUUUCCUCUCGACACCCCCGGGUACCGCCAUACUCACAAGAUAUACGAAUGAGGGCGGCAUCCAGGAAAACCUAGAUAUUCUUCCAUCCAUCACCGAGGAAGCAUAUCUUGAGAGUAACCCCAAGGCGCGCCCAGCUCGCGCGCUCCUUGUCAUGUGCGCGGAGGGUGAUGUUGGCGGCGUUGUUGAACUUCUCCGAGACGCCAGUGACAGUGUUGAAGAUCUCACAGCCUUUGUAACCUACCAGGACCCUCUGGGAGACAUGAAGAACGGGUUGCACCUUGCGAUAGAAAACUCACAAGAGGAAUCGCUUUGGCUUUUGCUUUGGCUUUGUUCCACGAUCCCGGAAUCUGCCUUUCCAGAGUAUGCUCGCUCUGUGGCUGAGGCGACAGGUGUUGGCCGCUUGUCGGUGAACAGAGAAAGGGAUAUUCGUGGGUUGCGAGACAACCAAGGUAGGACAGCUGCAGACCUUGCCCAGCAGCGACAGGGACAAUGGGGGCAUAUUCUUCAGACAGGUUUAUUAUCGCCGUAGAGUCGGCAGGCAGGUUCUGUUAAUGGCGUUCAAAAGCGAUUGCAUGACCAAUGCUACAACUAGACAAUAUGGUUUAUGAAGGUUAAAAAUAUAUACGGCUGCAUCCCCAAUUCUGUGCUUCAUCUUCAACAAGCUUUUUGGCAUGAAAGCCGGGACUGUAGUGGAGU